Molecule: messenger RNA, 849 nt
Organism: Galendromus occidentalis (western predatory mite)
Lineage: Eukaryota; Metazoa; Arthropoda; Arachnida; Mesostigmata; Phytoseiidae
Exons: 6
Coding region: 1-849 (282 amino acids)
Source: RefSeq, a predicted model, not a curated record
AUGCGUUUGGUAUGCAGUGGAAUGCCCGAUGCGCUCGAGAGGAUGACUUCCCUGAAUGAGAAUCUGACCGUAGCCGAGCAAAUCAUCUCGCUGAAGAUGGGGAUUCUCGGUACCCUUGGCCGGAAAUGCUACCUGACGGGAUUCGACGACCAGGACCUGAAGUUCUCCCUUGGGCUCCCCGUGAAGCCGGGCUGCGACCCGGAUAAACUCGAUGCUUGCGGUUCGGAGCUCGUUAUCUUCGGGACUGGACAGCGAAUACCAGAGACGAGGGAACAGCUGGAGAUGCAGUGCAGGGUCGAGAGAGCAGCUGAAAUCUGUGCGAGGGAUUUUGCGAAGGAAUGUCUGCCGCCGCUACCUCGCGGGAUGGUAAUCGUUAUCCUGGAAGGAAUAAGUCAAGAGGUGACCUGGAAAUGUGACGCGAAUCAUUCUCUGCAUCAAGCCUUCCUGAGACACGCGCCGUGCAUGAACAAAAUCGGAGACACGUUACACAAGUGCAUGACAAACCUAACUUCGAAGUUGGACUUCAGCGCGGGAGUUGAACCUCACCAGAGAGUCAGUAGAUCUUGUUGCAAUUUCCAGGAAUAUAUUGAUUGCUCCCAUCGAGCCGUGGAGAGGAGUUGCGGAAAAGAAGCCGGGGAGUACAUACGUAAACUUCUGACGAGAUCCGCGGGUGAUUUCAUCGAAAUCGCCUGUGUCAGCCACAAGACAGAUGGGCCAGCAUGCAAGAAAAUAAAUUCAUUGAGUCCGAAUCAACUCAGCAACCGAAUCGGUCAACUGAAUGAGGUCAACUCCAAUCGGUCGAUGUCUCUCCUGUCCCCAAUGGCGAAACUAGUGACAGCUGAAGGUUGA